Enterobius vermicularis (human pinworm) is the source of this 267-nucleotide messenger RNA. The record is from the annotation of a GenBank genome assembly. NCBI's taxonomy places the organism in Eukaryota, Metazoa, Nematoda, Chromadorea, Rhabditida, Oxyuridae.
AUGAAAAGGCGAGGUGGAAGCAAGCCUCGUAAUUCUUAUAGGCUGAAGGAAGUGACAUACCGUGCAAGUGUCCAAAAUCUACGAGGAGUACGUUGUCACGGUAUGAUGGACAUGAGUAUCUCAAGCCCACUAUUUCCGAGCAACGGACUAAACGAGUUUUGUUUGUUGAGUCGUAGCCACCAAACUUCUUGUCUUGGCAGCUCAAAGUUGGAACGCCUUCCCUUCAAACCGUUGGACGUCUUGCGACGACACCAUGGUAUAGCGUAG